GGCAGCAGUAGCCUAGCUGGGGCCGCUUAGAUGCGCCAGUUUGCAAGUAGCUCAGCAGCUAGGCUGCAAGCUGGGGGCAGGACUGAGCGUCAAGCCUGCCUCAGAAGACUGGUCCAAUAGGCCAGCCCCUGCCCCACCGUCUCAGAAUCCGGGAUGAGGCCCUCACUGCCGGGCUUAUCCAACACAGCGUCCUGAGAAGCGGGUUGGGGGCAUCGUCCCGGAAUGGCGCGGCCCCGGGAUGGGGGCACAGCUCACAUCCCAACCCCUUGCUCCUCGUGUGGACCUCUCCGUCCCCCCAUCCCCCACCCAGCAGGCAACCACGUACGACCGCAAGGCGGUGAUCAAGUACGCGGACAUGUCGGAAGAGAUGCAACAGGACUCGGUGGAGUGCGCCACUCAAGCGCUGGAGAAAUACAACAUCGAGAAGGACAUCGCGGCCCACAUCAAGAAGGAGCCGGCACUGUGAUGUAGCGGGUAAAGCUGUUGUCUGCAGUACCAACAUCCCAUAUGGGCUCCUGUUUGAGUCCCGGCUGCUCCACUUCUGAUCCAGCUCUCUGUUAUGGCCUGGGAAAGCAGUACAAGAUGGCCCAAGUGCUUAGACCCCUGCCUUGGUGUGGGAGACUCAGAGGAAGCUUCUGGCUCCUGGCUUUUGGACUGAUCCUGCUCCAGCCAUUGCAGCCAUUUGGGGAGUGAACCAGUGGAUGGAAGACUUUAUCUGUUUCUCUCUCUGCUUCUAUGUAACUCUGCCUUUCAAAUAAAUAAAUAAACCUUAAAAAAAAAAACCGCUAUUUAAUAUGUAGAAACAUGAGCAUGAAUACACUAGGAAAUACUAUGGGCUGACGCCGCGGCUCACUAGGCUAAUCCUCUGCCUUGUGGCGCCGGCACACCGGGUUCUAGUCCUGGUCGGGGUGCCGGAUUCUGACCCGGUUGCCCCUCUUCCAGGCCAGCUCUCUGCUGUGGCCAGGGAGCGCAGUGGAGGAUGGCCUAAGUGCUUGGGCCCUGCACCCCAUGGGAGACCAGGAGAAGCCCCUGGCUCCUGCCAUCGGAUCAGCACUGUGCGCCGGCCACGGCGGCCAUUGGAAGGUGAACCAAGGGCAAAAGGAAGACCUUUCUCUCUGUCUCUGUCUCUCACUGUCCU
This is a messenger RNA of Oryctolagus cuniculus (rabbit), 1138 nucleotides long. Its product is annotated as dynein light chain 1, cytoplasmic. NCBI's taxonomy places the organism in Eukaryota, Metazoa, Chordata, Mammalia, Lagomorpha, Leporidae. Gene Ontology annotation, cellular component: cytoplasmic dynein complex. Gene Ontology annotation, biological process: motile cilium assembly; intraciliary retrograde transport. The record is from RefSeq and is a predicted model, not a curated record. Gene Ontology annotation, molecular function: dynein intermediate chain binding.